Molecule: messenger RNA, 2589 nt
Organism: Cyclocybe aegerita
Lineage: Eukaryota; Fungi; Basidiomycota; Agaricomycetes; Agaricales; Hemipholiotaceae
Source: the annotation of a GenBank genome assembly
AUGAUCUCUUCCAAGCGUUCUGCAGAAGCGUCAGCGGGUUCAUCUCAACCAGCAAAACGUUUGAGGACCGAUGACGAUGAGGACUUUGAGCUUGCAAAUGAAGACGAUGUCAUACCACCUUCCCCUCCAGAUACUUCUUAUGUUCCCAAAAGUGCUACUAUCAACUUCAGUGCCCUGACACGGAAGCUGGCAGAAACUAAGCGUUCCACUGACAAAGAGACCCCUCUGAAUCUAUCUUCCUUCGACGCACACCGCAGGCAGCAAGACAAACUUAUAUCGCACAUAUUCAUGGAUCAAGACUUCUCGUGGCUUCAUCUAAAGGCAGACCACACUUCGCGGCCGUUGUGGAUUAGUCCGGAGGAUGGCCAUAUUAUCUUGGAAGCAUUUUCACCCAUUGCGGAGCAAGCACAAGAUUUUCUUACCGCAAUCAGCGAGCCCGUCAGCAGGCCUGCCAUGAUUCAUGAAUACAAGCUCACUUCGUAUUCCCUGUAUGCCGCCGUUUCCGUUGGGUUGCAGACGGAUGAUAUUAUCGAGGUUCUAAACCGCUUGUCAAAGGUCCCGGUUCCUGAAGCAAUUGUCACUUUUAUUCGAGGCUGCACCCUGAGCUACGGCAAAGUGAAGCUUGUCCUCAAGCACAAUAGAUACUUUGUCGAAUCCACCCAUCCCGAAACUCUGCAGCAUUUGCUCAAGGACCGUGUCAUCCGAGAGGCCCGGAUCGUUUCGGCGCAGACGGACAACAGCAUCAAGGCGGCUACUUUCACGACCUCCAAAGCUCCGACACGAGGAAAUUUGGUCAUACCUGGAACGAAAGAAGGGGACAAAAAGAAAGAUGAGGCUGGAGACGGCAAGAGUGCUCAAAACGGCAACCCUGCAGAUUCAGAUUUAUUCACUUCCGUGGUUGGUGUGGAUGGAGACGAAAUAGAAGAAGACGACGAUAAUGUCCAUGCAUUCGAGAUCAAAGAUGACAAAAUCGAUGAUGUGAAGAAGCGUUGCAAUGAGCUCGAAUACCCCAUGCUCGAGGAAUACGACUUCCGAAAUGAUACCGUCAACGCCAAUUUGGACAUUGACUUGAAACCCGCUACUGUCAUUCGGCCGUACCAGGAAACUAGCCUCAGCAAGAUGUUUGGAAAUGGGCGUGCACGAUCAGGUAUCAUUGUGCUACCUUGCGGUGCUGGGAAGACGCUUGUCGGAAUUACUGCUGCUUGCACGAUCAAGAAAUCUUGCCUUGUUCUUUGCACUUCCUCAGUCUCGGUAAUGCAAUGGAAGCAACAAUUCAUGCAGUGGUCCAAUGUAACCGACCGGCAGAUAGCAGUCUUCACCGCCGACCAGAAAGAGAAGUUCGCAGGAGACAGCGGGAUCGUUGUGUCGACGUAUUCCAUGGUCGCAAAUACCCACAACAGAUCCCAUGAAUCGAAAAAGAUGAUGGAAUUCCUCACUUCUCGUGAAUGGGGUUUUAUUCUCCUGGACGAAGUACACGUCGUACCUGCAGCUAUGUUCCGUCGUGUUGUCACCACCAUCAAAGCCCACUCCAAACUUGGCCUCACUGCUACCCUUGUUAGAGAAGAUGACAAGAUCGCAGAUCUAAACUAUAUGAUUGGGCCUAAACUUUAUGAAGCCAAUUGGAUGGACCUUGCUGCAAAAGGCCACAUUGCCAACGUCCAGUGUGCGGAGGUAUGGUGCCCAAUGACGCCGGAAUUUUACCACCAAUACUUGGUCGAACAAUCCCGCAAACGAAUGCUUUUGUACUGCAUGAACCCGAAUAAGUUCCAGUCAUGUCAGUUCCUAAUCAAGUAUCAUGAAGACCGUGGUGACAAGAUUAUCGUUUUCUCGGACAACGUCUUUGCGUUGGAGGCGUACGCCAGACGGCUCAAGAAAUUAUUCAUUCACGGAGGUGUUGGACAAGUGGAACGAAUGAUGAUUUUAUCGAAAUUUCAGCAUGAUCCGCGAGUCAAUACGAUUUUCUUAUCGAAGGUCGGAGACACCUCCAUCGAUCUUCCUGAAGCGACAUGUCUCAUCCAAAUCUCGUCACAUUUUGGUUCUCGCCGUCAAGAAGCGCAGCGUCUUGGCCGUAUCUUGCGUGCUAAAAGGAGAAACGAUGAGGGUUUCAAUGCGUUCUUUUACUCUCUCGUUUCCAAAGAUACGCAAGAAAUGUUCUACAGCACCAAGCGCCAACAGUUCUUGAUCGAUCAAGGAUACGCUUUUAAAGUCAUCACCCACCUGGACGGUCUCGAGAACCUCCCGGACCUGGUCUACAAGACGCAGGACGAGCAGAUCGAGCUUCUGCAGUCUGUGCUUAUCGCAAACGACAACGACGCGGAUCUCGGCUCUGACAUACGUGCUGUCGAAGGUGAUUUGGCAGGAACAGUAACGUCAAAGGACUUUGGGCCUACCAAGUUCCCUGCUGCGCAGAGAACAACAGGCUCCCUGUCAGCCCUCAGUGGUGGGCAACACAUGUCUUACGUGGAGCAGAACAAGUCUGCGAACAAAGCUAUUUCGCGUGCCGGUCCUUCUACAGCCCCGCGACACAAGUUGUUCGCGAAGCGUGACAAGGACAAGGCUUCUGCUCGCAAGGAGGCGCGGCCUACUUGA